AUGCACCACCACCCAAAUAAUCAAGAAAGAGCUAUUAGUCUGUCAAUCCUACAGUUUGUCUGGACCUGGUGAGUUUCCCCGUGUUGAGAUCCACGCCUGGUGGUGCCCUUCCGUCAAUUUCUUUAAGUUUCAGCCUUGCGACCAUACUCCCCCCAGAACCCACAUACUUUAGUUUCCCACAUGGUGCCUGACGAGUCACUGAAUAGUACAACGAUCGUCCGAUCCCAAGUCGGCAUGAUUUACGGUUGAGACUAG
This is a messenger RNA of Aulographum hederae CBS 113979, 255 nucleotides long. Lineage: Eukaryota; Fungi; Ascomycota; Dothideomycetes; Aulographales; Aulographaceae. The record is from the annotation of a GenBank genome assembly.